This is a messenger RNA of Aureobasidium subglaciale EXF-2481, 942 nucleotides long. RefSeq lists its product as uncharacterized. The record is from RefSeq and is a predicted model, not a curated record. The coding region runs from base 1 to 942 and encodes 313 amino acids. Lineage: Eukaryota; Fungi; Ascomycota; Dothideomycetes; Dothideales; Saccotheciaceae. The transcript is spliced from 2 exons.
AUGUCGGCAGCCGGUCCAGAUCUUCCUCCGCAUCUUUUAGCUAAGCGAAAGCGACAACAAGAGGAGGCACAGAGGAAUCAGCCCGCCACCUCUUCCGGCGCAAACCAAGAGAGCCCCAAGGACAAACGCCAAAAGACGUCUGGUCCAGAACUCCCGCCCUCGCAAUCGUCAGUACCGGCUGCUCCACAAUUACCACCAUCAGGACCUCCGCCGUCAGUCGGUCCCACCCUACCGCCAGCAGAACCCGAAGUCCAGCCCGUCCGUCCUGUCGCCGGUCCCGCUCCACCGCCGGCCCCUCUAGAUGAGCGCCCGACUGCUCCACCCGACUCGGACUCGGACUCUGACGACGACGACUUUGGCCCAUCCCUACCCACCGCAGCCGAUCUCAACCCAUCCACCAACAAUGGUCCCCCAAUACCGCAGACCGCAGCUGCCCCAGUCAAAACUCAGCGCGACGAAUGGAUGACACUACCACCACAGCAAGACGACCUCGCAGCACGCAUGGACCCAUCCAAAAUGCGUGCUCGUGGUUUCAACACUGGCAAGAACGCAAGAGGUGGCAACACAACUCCUGCUGGAGGAAACAUUGCCGCAGCAUGGACAGAAACCCCAGAGGAGAAGCUCAAACGUCUACAAGACGAAGCCAUGGGUGUGAAGCCUGCCACUUCUGGACACGUCGAUGCCAAAGAGGCUGCUGCGAACAGGGAGAAAGAGGCAGAGGCGAGACGCAUACGUGAACAAACUGACAAGGCAAGAGGGCCUUCACUAAUGGCGCAGCACAAAGAGUCGAAUCCAGAGAACAAGGAUGAUGAUCCGAGUAAACGAGCCUUCAACAGGGAAAAGGACAUUGGUGGAAGCUCGCUCGGUCUGGUCGACAAGAAAGAUCUACUCAACAAGGCUUCCACCUUUGGCUCAAAGUUCUCUGGAGGUGGCUAUUUGUAG